Messenger RNA from Acytostelium subglobosum LB1, 1227 nucleotides. RefSeq lists its product as hypothetical. The record is from RefSeq and is a predicted model, not a curated record. NCBI's taxonomy places the organism in Eukaryota, Evosea, Eumycetozoa, Acytosteliales, Acytosteliaceae. The transcript has a single exon. Bases 1 to 1227 code for a protein of 408 amino acids.
AUGAAUGUCAUGCAUCAUGUGCAUCAGAUACAUGUCGUGUUGAUGAAGGCAGCAGGUGUGCCACUGACACACAUCAUGUCAGGUGAUCAGUUUGAAAAGGAACGAUGUCUCCCAACAAUGUUGCGAUAUGGCAGGACUGACAUAUUCAUGAAGUACUUUGAUGCAUUUGUCCAGGCAAAGCCACAAGGUGUCACUCUUCACCUUCGACAUCUGCUUAAGGUGGCAAUCGAUACCAACAACAUCAAUGUGGUGAGACAUCUGUUCAAAUUCAAUCGAGAUAACAAACUCUUGGACGACAGCUCAUCAGUCAUUAAUCAACAGAUCGAGUUAACCGUCAAGAUGGAUCGACAUGACAUGGUCGGUCUGCUACUGUCCGAAUUCGAGUUCGUCAACAAUAGAAAACGAUCAUCACACAACAAAACAAAUGAGCAGAUCUCUUUUGGACGGAUGUACUGGAUGUGCCAGUCAUUCAAGAUGCUUCAGACAAUCCACUCGCAAUGCCAUCUGUUCAAACCACAAGUCGGACCAGAGGAUGUUUCAGUCCAGUUGAUUCGGACACUGACAAUCGACGAUUUCCCAGUCCUCCUCGCCUUUCUCCGAGGCCCCAGCCUCAACGCCAACAAAGCCUUCUACAACAUCUUGGUGCAUCACAUGAAUAACAUACCUCUACUUGACUGCUUCUUUAGCCUGGAGACGUUUAUGGCAAGCACUCGUAAAUACCUUGCGUAUAAUAUCUUCCCCGACAGGGAAGAUGAUUGGAGCAGUAUGGACCUCCUCACCUCGAUGCAGACACCAGAAGGCUUAUACUUUGCCAAACGAUAUCGCCAACACCUUCCAAGCGACUGCAUCUACUUUGCCGCAGCCACUCAUGGAGAAGUUGAUCUCGCACAAUGGACCAUUGAACGACAACUACCAGCAUUCUCGGACGUCCAUGUCGCCGCCGCACUCGAGCACGGCUUUAUCGACGUUGCAUUAUACAUCUUGGACAAUUGCAAUGUGGCUGACGAUGAUAAUGGCGAAUGCCCUCCGUCCCUGUUCCCGAAUUACAAUGACAAUGGACCACGAACAUGGCUACUAAAUCGUCCAAUUGACGACUCCAUUCACUCGAUGGAGCUUCUUCAGCGGCUGGCAUCGUCCCGCAACAUCACAUUUGAAUAUGGCAUCCUCUUAUCACCCGGUAUGACACUGGAGACAUUAGAAUUCAUCAAGGCGAACGAUCCAUGUUGA